AUGUUCAACUCGAUGACCCCACCACCAGUCAGUAGCUAUGGCGAACCCUGCUGUCUCAGGCCCCUCCCCAGUCAGGGGGCCCCCGGCAUGGGGACAGAAGGACUGUCUGGUCUGCCCUUCUGCCACCAGGCCAACCUCAUGCCUGGCCCCCAUGGUUAUGGGUCAGCCAGAGAGACCAACAGCUGCACGGAGGUUUCUUGCCCAGCCCCACUCUUUCCUCCUCCCCGGAGUGCAGUCAAACUGACCAAGAAGCGGGCACUGUCCAUCUCACCUCUGUCAGAUGCCAGCCUGGACCUGCAGACAGUUAUCCGAACCUCGCCCAGCUCCCUCGUGGCCUUCAUCAACUCACGCUGUGCCUCUCCGGGGGGCUCCUACGGUCACCUCUCUAUCAGCACUAUGAGCCCAUCUCUGGGAUUCCCACCCCAGAUGAAUCACCAAAAAGGGACCUCGCCAUCCUUCGGGGUCCAGCCCUGCGGUCCCCAUAACCCCACCCAGGGAGGGAUGAUGCCGCAUCCUCAGUCCCGGGGACCACUCCCAACUUGCCAGUUGAAGUCUGAGCUGGACAUGCUGGUUAGCAAGUGCCCAGAGGAGCCCUUGGAAGGUGACAUGUCCAGCCCCAACUCCACAGGCACACAGGAUCCCCUGCUGGGGGUGCUGGAUGGGAGGGAAGACAUGGAGAGAGAGGAGAAGCCUGAGCCGGAAUCUGUGUAUGAGACUGACUGCCGUUGGGAUGGCUGCAGCCAGGAAUUUGACUCCCAGGAGCAGCUGGUGCAUCACAUCAACAGUGAGCACAUCCACGGGGAGCGGAAGGAGUUCGUGUGCCAUUGGGGGGGCUGCUCCAGGGAGCUGAGGCCCUUCAAAGCCCAGUACAUGCUGGUGGUCCACAUGCGCAGACACACGGGCGAAAAGCCACACAAGUGCACGUUUGAGGGGUGCCGGAAAUCAUACUCACGCCUCGAAAAUCUGAAGACGCACCUACGGUCACACACGGGCGAGAAGCCAUACAUGUGUGAGCACGAGGGCUGCAGUAAGGCCUUCAGCAAUGCCAGUGACCGGGCCAAGCAUCAGAACCGGACCCACUCCAAUGAGAAGCCGUAUGUGUGUAAGCUCCCUGGCUGCACCAAACGCUACACUGAUCCCAGCUCGCUCCGGAAACAUGUCAAGACAGUGCAUGGUCCUGACGCCCACGUGACCAAGCGGCAUCGAGGGGACGGCCCCCUGCCCCGGACACCAUCCCUUUCCACAGUGGAGCCCAAGAGGGAGCGGGAUGGAGGCCCUGGCAGGGAGGAGAGUAGACUGACUGUGCCAGAAGGUGCUAUGAAGCCACAGCCAAGCCCUGGGGCCCAGUCAUCCUGCAGUAGUGACCACUCCCCAGCAGGCAGCGCGGCCAAUACAGACAGUGGUGUGGAAAUGACUGGAAAUAUGGGGGGCAGCACUGAGGACCUGUCCAGCUUGGACGAGGGGCCUUGCCUUGCUGGCACCGGUCUUUCUACUCUUCGCCGCCUUGAGAACCUCAGGCUGGACCAGCUACAUCAACUCCGGCCAAUAGGGCCCCGGGGCCUCAAACUGCCCAGCUUGACCCACACGGGCACCCCUGUGUCCCGCCGUCUGGGUCCCCCAGUUUCUCUUGACCGCCGCAGCAGCAGCUCCAGCAGCGUCAGCUCGGCCUAUACUGUCAGCCGCCGCUCCUCCCUAGCCUCCCCCUUUCCCCCUGGCUCCCCACCAGAGAAUGGGGCAUCCUCUCUGCCUGGCCUCACACCUGCCCAGCACUACCUGCUCCGGGCAAGAUAUGCUUCAGCCAGGGGAGGUGGUACUCCACCCACUGCAGCAUCCAGCCUGGAUCGAAUUGGGAGUCUCCCUGGACCUCCCUGGAGAAGCCGAACCGAGUAUCCAGGAUACAACCCCAACGCAGGGGUCACCCGGAGGGCCAGUGACCCAGCCCGGGCUGCUGACCACCCAGCCCCAGCCAGAGUCCAGCGGUUCAAGAGCUUGGGUUGUGUCCACACACACCCCACCACAGCAGGGGGAGGACGGAACUUUGAUCCCCAACUCCCAACCCCUGUCUACUCACCACAGCCCCACAGCAUCAGUGAGAAUGUUGCCAUGGAUACCAGAGGGCUACGGGAGGAACCAGAGAUCGGGACCUCCAUGAUGGGCAGUGGCCUGAGCCCUUAUAUGGACUUCCCACCUGCUGAUGCUCUGGGUUAUGGGGGACCUGAGGGGGCAGCAGCUGAGCCUUAUGGAGCUAGGGGUCCAGGCUCCCUGCCUCUUGGACCGGGUCCACCUGCCAGCUACAGCCACAACCCUUGUCCCCAGCAGGUCUCCUAUCCUGACCCCACCCCAGAAACAUGGGGUGAGUUCCCUGCCCACUCCGGGCUGUACCCAGGCCCCAAGCCUCCAGCUGGAACCUACAGCGAGUGUCCUCGUCUUGAACAUUAUGGACACGUCCAGGUCAAACCAGAACAGGGGUGUCCAAUGGGUUCUGACUCCACAGGACUGGCACCCUGCCUCAAUGCCCACCCCAGUGAGGCGCCUCCACGCCAACAGCCUCUGUUCUCCCACUACCCCCAGCCUCCCCCACCCCAAUAUCCCCAGUCAGGCCCUUACAACCAGCCACCUCCUGAUUAUCUUCCUUCAGAAUCCAGGCCUGGCCCGGAUUUUGAUCACCCCACUCACUCCACAGGACAGCUCAAGGCUCAGCUUGUGUGUAAUUAUGUUCAGUCUCAACAGGAGCUGCUGUGGGAGGGAGGGGGCAGGGGAGAUUCCCCAGUCCAGGAACCUCUCUACCAGAGUCCGAAGUUUCUGGGGGGUUCCCAGGUUAGCCCAAGCCCUGCCAAGGCCCCAGUGGCCACAUAUGGACCUGGCUUUGCACCUAACUUGCCCAAUCACAAGUCAGGUUCCUAUCCUGCCCCUUCACCAUGCCAUGAAAAUUUUGCAGUGGGGGGAAACAAGCCUUCCCACAGAGUAGCAGCACCACCCCGACUUCUGCCCCCUCUGCCCACUUGCUAUGGGCCACUUAAGGCAGGGGCCACCAACCCCAGCUGUGGCCACCCUGAGGUGGGCAGGUUGGGAGGAGGUCCUGCCUUGUACCCUCCUCCUGAAGGACAGGUGUGUAACCCCCUGGACUCUCUUGAUCUUGACAACACUCAGCUGGACUUUGUGGCUAUUCUGGAUGAGGCCCAGGGGCUGAGCCCUCCUCCUUCCCAUAACCAGGGGCACAGCUCGGAACAUACCCCACCUCCCGCUGGAGCCCCCAACAUGGCUGUGGGCAACAUGAGUGUCUUACUGGGAUCCCUGCCUGGUGAGACACAAUUCCUCAACUCUAGUGCCUAA
This is a messenger RNA of Pteronotus mesoamericanus, 3333 nucleotides long. It is a transcript of the gene GLI1, whose product is annotated as GLI family zinc finger 1. Lineage: Eukaryota; Metazoa; Chordata; Mammalia; Chiroptera; Mormoopidae. The coding region runs from base 1 to 3333 and encodes 1110 amino acids. Gene Ontology annotation, biological process: regulation of transcription by RNA polymerase II; smoothened signaling pathway. The transcript has 11 exons. Gene Ontology annotation, cellular component: nucleus. The record is from RefSeq and is a predicted model, not a curated record. Gene Ontology annotation, molecular function: DNA-binding transcription factor activity, RNA polymerase II-specific; RNA polymerase II cis-regulatory region sequence-specific DNA binding.